AUGGGGGCUCCAGCAAAGCAACAGGGCUUUCCAAAUGACUCUUUCUUCAAAGAAAUUCUCAGGAGGGCAAAGUUGUCGUCCUCUGAUGACUGGUUCAUUCAUGACCCAGCCAACAAUAUCAAAACCACAUACACGCAGCUCCUGCAGGAUGUGUUGACUUUCAAAGCCACAUUGCGCAAUUCACUGUCUGUCGACACAUUACGUGGCCUGGACAGUUCCGAGGAGGAAACUGGAUUGAAUUUCUUCAUCUUCGCCCCUUCCGGCUACUAUUUCCUGGUAGCGUUUCUUGCCGUCCUUGCCUUGGGAGGUGUAGCGGUUCCUCUAGCCCACAACAUCAAUGUCGAAGAAGCUUCCUAUCUUCUACAGAAAUUCCGUGCCGUCUGUCUGCUGUCCACGCCACAGCAGCAGAGUACUAUUCAGAAAAUCCUAGCCCACGCCAAUAAGGCCAACGGGGCCACCCCGUUGAGCGUGGAACUCCCUUUCAAGGAUGAGACAUCCACCGAUGAUACCACCGCAUUGAGAAUUGAUAACGAUACCGGCUUCCCCCCUGGCCGUGCCGCUACACUGAUGUUCAGCUCAGGAACCACCGGUCCGCCCAAAGGCAUCGUCCACUCCCGACGGUACUGGUGUGCGUUGGCCGACAGCUCGGCGCCCCGAACAUCGGCUGAGGGCUCGUUGUCUCUAAGUACGCGCGCCAUGCAUUGGACCGGGGGUCUUCGUCCCGACGUGCUUUCUCUCUUGGGAGGAUGCCGGAUCGAAUACCUCAACGAUAGACCCGUCAAUGGCAGCGCGCUGUGGGAACGGCUGCGAAAGAAAGGGGUCACGGCGCUGGCGUUAAACCCGAUCAUGUGGAAUCGUAUGAAGCAGCACUACGACGAUAAUCUUUCCGCACUCCCCACGGAGGAGCUACAUGGGUAUGUCUCUGCGGCUCGAGCUCUAGACAUGGCGUCCUCGGUUGGGGGCUUUGUCAUUGGACCAGUGCAGCUGUUUUGGAGGAAGAUGUUGGGAAAUCGUUCGUUACAGAUCUUCUAUGCCACGACAGAAGCUGCGCCGAUUAUGUUGCAGCCUUUUGGGGCUAAUGAGGAUAGCGAUGAGCGUGUCAUCGGCACUCCUUGUGCCAAUGUGGAAGUCAAGUUAUCUGAAGGCCACCAUGGAGAAAUCCUAGUCAAAGGCCCGUUCCUUUUUUCCUGCUACUACGAGGACGAGAAGAAAACACGAGAGGCAUUCGACGAAAACGGGUUCUACAGAACAGGGGACUUGGGCCAUUUCAAUGGAAAGCACUACAUCAUCGACGGUAGGGAGUCGACCGACAUGAUUCAGUUUUGCUUCUGGAAUAUCCCCGGCCUUGAACUGCAAAGCCAUAUUCUCUCCUUGCCUUAUAUCGAAGAGGCCUAUGUGCUGUCGGUCCCGGACAUCCAAGUCCGCACGCGGGCGGCUGCUCUGAUCCGACUCAAAGGACCCAGCAAGAAGCUCCCUCUCCAUAAGCUGAGAUCGGACCUGUCCGCCACCAUGCCCCUCUACAAGCUCCCUACACUCAUGCGGGCCCUUGAUGAGCAUGAACAAUUCCCCAUGACUGAGUCGGGGAGAUUGCAGAUCAAAGAGGCACUCCGGAUGUACUUCCCGCAGACCGUGAAUGAGCGGAUUGAGGACCUACCUCCUCAGGUCGAGGUGUGGGACAUCACGAAGGAAGUCUCAGAUAAGCCCCUGCGUCCGUGGGACUGGUCUGGGCUGCCGUUGGAGCUGAUUCCUCGCUGA
Messenger RNA from Aspergillus puulaauensis, 1755 nucleotides. RefSeq names its product class I adenylate-forming enzyme family protein. Gene Ontology annotation, molecular function: medium-chain fatty acid-CoA ligase activity. The record is from RefSeq and is a predicted model, not a curated record. The coding region runs from base 1 to 1755 and encodes 584 amino acids. The transcript has 6 exons. Lineage: Eukaryota; Fungi; Ascomycota; Eurotiomycetes; Eurotiales; Aspergillaceae. Gene Ontology annotation, biological process: fatty acid metabolic process.